AUGGCAUCUCCCGCCGAGCCCAUCAAGUCCUUGUCCGACAGCGGCAGCAACAGCUCGUCCGACGGCAGCGACAGCGACAGCUCGUCGUCCAGCGGCUCGUCGUCGUCGUCCGAGUCGGAGGCCGAGGACAACGCAUCGGAGGCCGCGCCAUCGGCCGCGCGCGCCGUACCUGACGCCAAGCCCGUCAUGAGCACCGCACCUGGGGGAUCCCCGCCGCCCGACGCCGAUCCGGCCGACCUCCUCGCCGAUGCGCGCACGAAUCCCAAGAUCGUCCGCACCAUCCACAAGGCGCUGCAGCGGUACGGCGACCUCACGGACGCUCCGGGCUGCAACGAAGAUCCCAGUACGUUCUGCGACGAGCUGCGGCAGCCCAACUACAUUGUGCGCGCCAAGCUCUGCAACAGUCUCAAGCUGCCAGACGACAUCAUUCAAACCGUAUCGAACGAGAUUGUCAGUCUCUGCCACGCCAAUCUCUCGGAGGAAAACGUCAAGUUUGGCGACGUCGACAUCAAGCCCGCGGCGCUCAUCGAGCGUCUCCAGGAGAACCUCAAGCUCCGCGUCGCGGUCCAGCGGGCGCUGAAAAAAUCGGGCAACCCAAGCCAAGGUGCGUAUGGGCUCGCGACCUCGCGCCGCGACCUCGUCGAUCUCGGCAUUGAGCAAAUGCCCGCGUGGGGCUACGUCGAGAAGGAGUGCGACUGGUCGCCAGCCAAGGACCGCGCACUGCUGCUUGGCGUGUACAUCCACGGCGUCGGGUACUGGGAAGACAUUCUCGGCGACGCCAAGCUCGCGUUCGAGAAGCAUCGCGUGCUGACCGGCACACGCCUCAAGGGCCGCGCCGAGGACCUUUUGCGCAAGCUGCCGUCGCCGUCGGGCAAGCCGCUCGCAACGUCGUCGACGUCGGACUCGAUCCGUCGCGAGCACGUGGCCCAGCAGCCGACGCCAUCGUUUGGCGGGAAGCAACUGCGCGUGCUGCCGCCAGCGCCGGUCGAAAGCGAAGAGGAGGGCGAGAUCUCGGCCGAUGACGAGACGACCAGUGGUGCCAACACGAUCAUGCCACGGUACGGCGGCAAGAACAUUCGCAUCAUGCCGCCCCAAAAGCCCACGAAGGUGCUUCUGACGUCCGAGCAGCUCGUCGACAAGUGGGAUCCUAAAGCGCUUCUCAAGGACGUCAAGGUGACGCUCAAGAAGGUGCAGAAGAUCUCGUCGUGGGGCGAAGACCACAGCGACGACGUGCUCGUCGAGAAAGUGAGCAAGUACCUUGUCGAGAUUGGCCACGUCAUCGACAGCCUCGUGUGUCGCGAAGACGACAUGGCCAUGGACGAGCUCGCGACCUGUCUCUGGGAGUACGCGGCGACGUUCACGCCGUUUUCCGCGCUGCACUUUGAGCGCCUCUACGACGACAUGGUGGCGGACGCGAGCCACAGCCGCCGAUAA
Messenger RNA from Saprolegnia parasitica CBS 223.65, 1434 nucleotides. RefSeq lists its product as hypothetical. The transcript is spliced from 4 exons. The record is from RefSeq and is a predicted model, not a curated record. NCBI's taxonomy places the organism in Eukaryota, Oomycota, Saprolegniomycetes, Saprolegniales, Saprolegniaceae. Bases 1 to 1434 code for a protein of 477 amino acids.